UGUCAUAUCUAAUGAAGAGUAUAAGGAGAAGUAUUAUAGAUAUUUCUUUAGGUCUUAUGUUGAAUCCAGCGGAAUAAAGAUAAAGUGGUGUCCAUCACUAGGGUGCGAAUACGCGGUUGAUUUUGGAAGAGGAAGUGAAAACUAUGACGUUUCUUGUUUGUGUUCUAAUGACUUUUGUUGGAACUGUAGUGAAGAUGCUCACCGUCCUGUGGACUGCGAUACGGUGUCGAAGUGGAUAUUCAAGAACAAUGAUGAAUCCGAGAACACGACUUGGAUACUAACCAAUACAAAGCCUUGUCCCAAAUGCAAGCGUCAGAUCGAGAAGAACCAGGGAUGCAGCCAUAUGACAUGCUCAGCGCCUUGCCAUUUUGAGUUUUGUUGGAUCUGUCUUCGUGCAUUUCCAUGUCCUGGGGAUUGCAACAAGUUUAAGGUUGAUAAUGAGGCUGAAAACAAGAGAGAAAUGGCCAAAGCUGACAUGUAUAGAUACAUGCAUUAUUAUGAAAGAUGGGCAAGCAAUCAAUCGUCAAGGCUAACGGCUAAGAGAGACUUGGAGAAAUUGCAAUCGGUGCAACUUAAGCAGCUUAAUGACAAACAAGACACACCAGAAACUCAGCUUCAAUUCAUUGUAGAUGCAUGGCGUCAGAUCAUCGAAUGUAGGAGGGUCUUGAAAUGGACAUUUGCAUAUGGAUACUACCUUCCUCAACAUGAACAUGCCAAGAAACAAUUUUUCGAGUAUUUGCAAGGAGAGGCUCAAGUUGGUUUGGAGAGGCUUCAUUAUUGUGCUGAAGUGGAGUUUAGACAGUUUGUAAGCGAAACUGGAGAUCCGUCUAAAGAUUUCAAUGAUUUCCGCAUGAAAUUGACUGGCCUAACUAGAGUAACCAAAACCUACUUCGAAAAUCUGGUGGAAGCUUUGGAGAAUGGUCUUGCUGAUGUAGAACAAAUGAGAGCAAAAUAACAACAGACUCUUUGUCUUCUACCAUAAGAUAAAAGUUGGUGAGAAUGGUCUAAGGAAGAUGCAAGUUGUAACUGAGGUUUCUCAGUUUCAGUUUUAUGUGUGUUUGUGCAAAGAGUUUGUGUCGAU
Messenger RNA from Brassica oleracea var. oleracea, 1081 nucleotides. Its product is annotated as probable E3 ubiquitin-protein ligase ARI9. Gene Ontology annotation, biological process: protein polyubiquitination; ubiquitin-dependent protein catabolic process; positive regulation of proteasomal ubiquitin-dependent protein catabolic process. The record is from RefSeq and is a predicted model, not a curated record. NCBI's taxonomy places the organism in Eukaryota, Viridiplantae, Streptophyta, Magnoliopsida, Brassicales, Brassicaceae. Gene Ontology annotation, cellular component: cytoplasm; ubiquitin ligase complex. Gene Ontology annotation, molecular function: zinc ion binding; ubiquitin protein ligase activity; ubiquitin conjugating enzyme binding.